AUGCUCGCGGCGUCAGCGCGGCGGCUGUCCGCCGCCGCCUCGUCUUCGUCUUCUUCCAUGCGCGCCAGCCAGCUCGCCGCCGCACCGAACCCACAGAGGUGGAUGCACGACAGGAGCAAGAAGGCGAUGGAGCUGGUGGCCAAGGGAUGGAGUGCGCUCCAGGAGGUCGACCGCGUCAUCGACUACGCCGACCGCAACGACAAGCGCCUCAUCCCGCUUCUAAGGGGCGCUAAGGAAAACUUUGAGCUGGCUUUGGAGAUUGACAAUGAUAAUACACAUGCGAGGUAUUGGCUGGGCAAAAUGCAUUUCAAGUAUCAUGUUCCUGGAGCUUGUAAGGCAGUUGGUGCUGCUUUGUUGGUUGAAGCUGCAAAUAUGGGUGAUCCAGAUGCACAGUAUGAACUUGGAUAUCGACUAAGAAUUGAGAAUGACUAUGUUCUGUCAGAUCAACAGGCUUUCCAUUACAUUGAGCAAGCUGUUGAUCAGCUGCACCCUGGCGCUUUAUAUCUUCUCGGUGCUGUAUAUCUAACUGGGGACUGUGUUAAGAGAGAUAUAGCUUCCGCGUUGUGGUGUUUUCAUAGAGCUUCAGAAAAGGGACAUGCUGGUGCUGCUGUCGCAUAUGGAUCCUUGCUUCUUAAAGGUGUUGAAAUACCUGAAGUGAUUACAAGAUUCAACUCAGGCAAGAGUCCAUCAACUGGGAAAAUGCGGAAAAGGAACCUGCAGCAGGAUUCAAUAAAGCUAGCUAAAGCACAGUUUCAAGUUGCAGCUGAGGCAGGCUGUGAUCUCGGUUUGCGGUGGUUGAAGAGGCUUGAAGAUUAUGAAAACCAAGAAGAAAAGCUAAAGCAGAUCCAGCAUUGA
Miscanthus lutarioriparius is the source of this 855-nucleotide messenger RNA. The record is from the annotation of a GenBank genome assembly. NCBI's taxonomy places the organism in Eukaryota, Viridiplantae, Streptophyta, Magnoliopsida, Poales, Poaceae.